Arabidopsis arenosa is the source of this 790-nucleotide messenger RNA. The record is from the annotation of a GenBank genome assembly. NCBI's taxonomy places the organism in Eukaryota, Viridiplantae, Streptophyta, Magnoliopsida, Brassicales, Brassicaceae.
CUUAUCGUCGCCGUCCCGAUUUCACUUGGGCUCAAGAACAUCUCUCUCACUAAAAGAUUUCUUCUACUGAGCAGAGCUAUCGUCCGAAGAUAUCAUUGUUUUCUGUCGGCAAAGUUUAGAAAUCCAGUUUGUGCAAGUUCGGUUCUCCUUGUUUUUGGUGUGGUCCUUUUCUCAAAUCCAAAGCUUCUGAAGUUGUUGGUGGAAGAGAUGCUUUCAGUGUCAACGCCUUACCAUGACAAAAAUCGUUGUACUUUCAAGCUAGAGACUUCGGCUAUCAAGUCUGAUAGGUUUGUGAAAGACAAAGGUAAGCAGAAGGAGGUGAUUGUGGAAGAUCUUGAUCUCUUUGUCUCUAAACCUGUUGCAUCAACUUCUGUGGUUGAUGCUAGGAAAGGAUCUGCAAACUUUUUGAUUGUGGCUGCUUCAAGAAUUCAGGAUGAGGAUUUAUCAGAUGAGAUGCCAGAAUUGGAUAUUCUAAUUGGGUUUAACACAGGAAGUUGCGAAGCUAGUUCUUCAGGUGCAGGUUUAAAGACUUAUCAAAUGAAAAAGAUUAAUUCUUCCUGGUCUAUAAAAGGAAAACCAGGAAAGGGACUACCUUUGAAGGACAAGGUUAGUCAGAAUGCUAAGGAAGUUCUCUUUCAAGCAAAAGUUUUCAAAACUUCCGUGAAAGGAGAACUUGACAUAGAAUUUGGUGCUGAUUACCAAGAUAUCGAAGAAGCUAAAGGAGUGGUGAUUCCCAAAGCUACUUCUUUCCAAGCCUAACCGGCAACCAAUGUCGAACCAACAUCGUUAA